CCCCUUUGUUGUCAGGCUAUUACAUUCCAAAUAUGGCGACGCUUGUAUGUUCACGGACGGCUUCGGCUAUUUCAUGGAAGCGACUGGAGUCUCUUCGCGAUAAUAUGAUGGAUUGUGUGUUGUAUUUUCCCCAACGUUUUUAAUUGAAAACAUCGAAUGGGUGUCAAAACAGGAAUCCCUUAAUAUGAGUGAUGAUAAACCUUUCCAAUGCACUGCACCUGGCUGUGGACAGAGAUUCACAAACGAAGACCACUUGGCUGUCCACAAGCACAAACAUGAGAUGACCCUCAAAUUUGGUCCAGCAAGGACCGACAGCGUCAUUAUAGCUGACCAAACUCCCACGCCAACACGCUUUUUAAAGAACUGCGAGGAGGUGGGGCUCUUCAAUGAACUCACCAGCCCGUUCGACCACGACUUCAAAAAAGCGAGUGAAGAUGACGUUAAAAAGCUGCCGUUGGAUUUGUCACCCCUAGUGACCCCGGUCAUACGCAACAAAACCGAGGAGCCCGCGGCUCUGGAGGCUCAUCGAGGUAGCCCGCUGCCUCACCCAGAAUCCACCACAAAUGAUGACAAGGACUUAUCUUUGCAGCCAGCCUCACUGCCAACAUCCACUAUAGUCCAUCCUGCAUCCCUCCAAGUUCCCAAUGUACUCCUAGCAACCUCAGAGGCUAAUGUUGUAAUACAGCAAGCGCUCCCAUCGCCAACAUCUAGCUCUGUUAUUACCCAAGUCCCGUCCACUAAUAGGCCUAUAGUGCCAGUGUCUGGCACCUUCCCCGUGCUCUUACAGCUGCCCAACGGCCAGACCAUGCCGGUCGCCAUUCCAGCAUCCAUUACCAGUUCCAGCGUACAUAUUCCCUCUACAAUCCCACUUGUCAGACCUGUCACCGUCGUGCCUAAUGUCCCCGGCAUCCCCGGACCCCCCUCGCCACAGCCCCAGCCCGCCCAAUCAGAAGCAAAACUGAAACCAAAAGGCUUGCAAAGCCAGCAGCUUCCUCCGCUAACCAACGGCGACGGCGGUGAAGUUCAGAGCAGCGCCAUAACGCACACUGCUGCUCCCGCUUCUCCAGCCCCGAUUCUAUCCCCUUCACCCUCCACAUCAUCGCUCGCUCUGGCCCCUGCCUCUAACCUGCUUGCCCCUGAAGAACCCUCCGCACAUUCCCUUCAGCAGCCCGCCACCUCAACCACGGAGACACCUGCUUCCCCGGUGCCCCCUGCACAAAACCCUCCAAGCACAGGGGGUCGGCGGCGCAGAACGACCAGUGAGGACCCAGAUGAGAAGCGACGCAAGUUCCUGGAGCGAAACAGGGCAGCAGCCUCGCGCUGCAGGCAGAAGAGGAAAGUGUGGGUCCAGUCCUUGGAGAAAAAGGCAGAUGACCUCAACUCCGUGAACGGGCAACUCCAGAGUGAAGUCACCCUGCUGAGAAACGAAGUGGCUCAGCUGAAGCAGCUCCUCUUGGCUCAUAAAGAUUGUCCCGUAACCGCCAUGCAGAAGAAGUCCGGCCAUCACGUCGCCGUCACCGUCAAGGACGAGAGCUGCGAGGAGAUGUCCGUCCCCGGCAGCCCCCAGAGCGAGGCCAUCCAGCACAGCUCCGUCAGCACCUCCAACGGCGUCAGCUCUUCCUCCUCCUCAGCCUCAGCCGGCCCCGCCCUGACCAACCAGAGCACAGACGAGAGCAUGCCACCAAGCGGCGCCACCCAGUCUCCGCCUUCAGGGAGUUGAUCAUCACAAAAGCGGAGUUGAGUGCUCUUUAGUGUCACACACACACAUACACACACACAUACACACACACAUGAAAGGGAUUGUCCUCUUGCCUCACUUUGGACCAUACGCUUUUUAAUUUAUUCUUCUUGCACUUUUAUGUUAAGAGAUGAAGAAAAUAGGCACUUUUUAUUUACGUAUUUUAAAGCGUUCUUCAUUUUAAACGUUUCAUCUGAAAGGGAUGGGAUGGACAUCAUUGCUACACCAUGUUGAGGCUAAAUGGAGUGCAAUGCUUUUCUGCAACCAGCAGAGGCGCUGUUGACUCCGAUACUUUAUUCUCGAGAAAAACUAUCGGGAAUACAGUCCAUUCUAUUUUUAACACAGCGCUCGCUCCUCCACCAUCAAACCCUUAUGCUAGCUUCACGUUCUCCGAUUUUGCAUCAACAUAAAAGUGCAAUAUAAGUGAUUAUUCUAUAAGAUUCAGCUCCAGUGCCCUCCUCUUUUCUCUUUGUUUGCCAUUUUACCUUUGCCACACCAUAAGCUCUAAAUAUGCCUCACACACUUAAAGUAAAGUAAAGUACACUUUAAAGUAAACACAUUUAAAGUAUAAAAUGCGUAGCAACUCACCACUCAUCAAUGAUAAUAAAGAUGAUGGAUGAACACAUGGAAUGGGAGCCUAGAGGCUAACGAUGUACUAAUUAAAUAAUGAGUUUAAUUAAUAUAUUAAUUUGUCUUCACCUCACUGCAAGCGUUGACUAUCCAAGCUAGUGCUUUGUUGCCACACACACACCAAAAAAAUGGUGCAUUCAAGGACUGCCAAACAAAGUGCAAAAUCUCAACGCUUGACGCAACAAAAAGUGAAUCAGUGAGAAUGAGCUUGUGUUCACCUCGCCGACUGUCGAGGCUAAUGCUAACGUAGCCAAACAAUCGUUACAGCGCAUUCAAGGACCGCCAAAAAAAGUGCAAAAUCUCAACGCUUUAAUGAAAAAUCAUCGCAGACACAUUAACUUGUGUUCACCUUGCUGAUUGUCCGAGCGAGUGCUAAAGUAGUCAAAUAAACUUUUGCAUCUCACGGCACACAGCUAUGAUGUGUUCAAGGACUGCUGCCCAAAGUGGGAAAUUUUAACGCUUAAUGACAAAAAAAAAACAUGAUCAGUGAAACAUAAAGACAUAAACAUGUAAAAAUGGUGGACUUUUUUUAACAUUGGCACAUAGUAUAUGCAGUACAUCCUACCUGUAUUAUUAUCACCUACCGUAUUUUUAUGGUGCAGAAAAAACUGCCUAUAUGAAAUACAGAAAUUAUACAAAAAUUAUAAUGUGAUUUUUCUAUUUUUUUAACAAAAAAUCAUAAGUGUGUAGGGCUCCUAUUGUAUUAACGUCAGCUAUGGCACUAACACAAUAUAACAAUGGCAUGGAAAGAGGAGUUCAGAACUAAUCUUUAAGAAAUCAUUGACUAAUCUGCCAUUAAGGUUCUUUUUAGUUUAGCCCAGGGGUGUCCAAACCGAGGAGGUGCAUACAGAAAAUCAUAUUUAAUUAUUUAUAUAUUUAUUUAUUGGCUUCCCAUCCGUAGUGCAUUUGUUUCUUGGAACAACGGCAUGAACAGAGUGAGACCUUCUCUGAGUCUGGGUGGGUGGAGGAGGGGCCGCUAGCAUGCACACAGAGUGCAGGAGUGGAGCAACGCAAAGCAAGAAUUGAAUUGGUAGAUUGCAAUAUAUAUUGCAUGUAUUUUUAAUUAUGAUGCCCAUCAAAACAUGUCAACUUUAUUCUUUUUUUUUUUAUUUAAAUUUGAUGUUUUUGCUGUUUUUUAGUGUUUCAUUUACAUUUGCCAAUUAUUAACUAACCUGGGGUCACAUUUUGGACACCCCUGUCGCAGUCCAAUGCCCAUCCCGAGCCAUUAUUGUUACCAAAGUGUGUUUAUUUUCCCAACAUGAUUGAAGCAAUCACCUUUUUGGACAAUUAAGGAUGCGCUUUCUGUGUUUUUGCACAUUUUGACAAAUGUCGGUGUACUGUUUUUUUUUAAUAGGAGUUCAGAUAUCCACACAUGAAGUCGUGGCAGCUGUAAAUGUCCGAUUUUACAAUAGGACGACUGUAUGAUUAAUAAAUGUCGGUGGCCGGGGUUGAGCUGUCGUUGCAUUGUGCAUUUAGAAUGUGAAGACACGCCCCUCGCCUGUUAAACGUAGUGCGUUCUUUCAUCAACAUUCCAUGCGUAGCGGUCGAUUGUUUCCCGAUUCGGUGAUUGUAGGCCUCGUCGUCACGGCGACGUCCUCCUCAUUCAACGCCAUUCAUGUCUUUGCACGGACGGUUAGCUGAGGUUUUCGCAGAUUAGCACUGUGAUGAAGGGGACUAUGUCGCUUUGCAGAGCGUUUGCUGUGGAAAAGGACUGUAAAUAGCUUCAUGCAGCACAGCCCAUGCUCUUCUCAUGGAAAUCAGUGAUGCAUCGUACUGUAUGUUGUUCAUGUUGUACCUGAUCUUUCAUAGGAUUUCAUAGGAACCGUUCAGAUAAUAAUAAUAAGUAAGAAACUUACUACUGUGUAGUCAUCCGAGAUAAUAUUCUUUGAAAUUGUUGAUGUGCAUGGGGGUAAUGAUUCUCUGCGAGAAUUCCACUUAGAUCAUUUUUCAGUCAGAUAAAUAUCACCAAAUAAGAUUUGGAGUUUUAGUGAAGUGGGUGUGAUGUCGUGUUGAAUGUGUAUUUGUGACUUGUGGAAUUUUAAUUGAUAAGUUGUUGUAAUAAAACUUUUAAUAGCUCUUUCAGAUUCAUGUUUUUGCUGCUUCUAUAUAUUGGUCACCACUCUUUUAUUACUAUGGAUUAAUAAUCUGGAAGGAUUGAUCAUCUAUUAUGUUACUGUUUUAUCAUUGUCAUUUUCUUCAUUUUUAUUAAAACCACAAAAUAUAUCGAUUAAUAUGCUAUGAUAAUAUCCUUAGUAUGGUAUUGUUUUUUUUAUUAUUAUUUUAUUAUUAUUUGUCUUUGUGGAUUGUCAAUUCUGUUGAAAUCAUGACUAAAUAUAUCAUGC
Molecule: messenger RNA, 4710 nt
Organism: Doryrhamphus excisus (bluestripe pipefish)
Lineage: Eukaryota; Metazoa; Chordata; Actinopteri; Syngnathiformes; Syngnathidae
Source: RefSeq, a predicted model, not a curated record